AUGCGCGUGAAGUUGCCAUUUUUAAUCAACAAGCACGAAAAGGUAGAACAUCUGAAGAAGCCAAAAGAACGCGAGAACGAUGUUGGAGUAUUGAAAAUCUUGAGGGAUAACAUCAGGAAAUAUAAGCCUAACGAGUUCCAGAUGGGAUACGAAGAUGGAUUUUCGUUGUUUUCAGCAGUUAUCACUGGACAUACAGAAUGCAUUGAGGUGAAUUUUUGUAGUCUAUUAUUAUAUUUUGUGCUUGUCAAUUUCUAUAAGUUGGCUUUUGUUUUGCAAGUUUUUUUUUGAAAUUUGUAAGUGUGAUAGCAACUUAAUUUAGAUUUUUCCUGUUGUCAAAGUUAUAAAAACAACUUAUACCUGCAUUAAGGUCUUUUUGCUUUCAGAAACAUAUUAAGAGAAACCCACAGUGCCUCAACAAGAAGAACGACAAAGGAUGGACUCCUUUGAUGUAUUCUCUAGCUCAAGGAUGUUCCGAUGGUACCUCGAUUCUUUUGAAAGCUGGGGCUGAUCUAACUACCUUAAACAACGAUCGGAUGACCGCAUUGGGAUUGGGGGCAUCCUAUGGUCACAGGUCUACUGUAAGUUCUUGUUUUUACAGCUUUUUUUAUAUUUUGAUGCUUUUCUUUAUUCCUUUGUUGAUAUUCAAGUUGGUAAUAUGGUUCACAACUUGAGUAAUUUUCUUUUUCUUACGUAAACUUAUAUAAUUGAUGCUUUUGUACUUUAUUUAUCCUUUUUUCAGUUGCGGAACUUCUUGAAGCACUGCAGGGAGCUGAAAGGGGCAGUGGGAGUUAUGAAGAUGGCAAACACACGCGAUGGCAAUGGUCGUAUCCCACUUCAUUACGCGGCGGAGAAUCGGCAAUGGGAAGCAUGUGAAGUCUUGUUGCACUACGGAAGCAAUCCCAACGUGAGGGACAAUGCAGGUGAUACACCGAUGCUCUUGGCGUGUGCAUCUCAGAACUCACCGACUAUUCGUGCCAUUUUCACAAAAGGAGGAGAUCCGCAUAUUGCAAACAACUUAGGGAAGACUGGCUACAGUGUGUUGCACGAGAAGAGGAAGUAUCUUGUGGAGGAGGGAGCGAAGACGAAGGGCCGCAAGGUCUGA
Molecule: messenger RNA, 1102 nt
Organism: Bursaphelenchus okinawaensis
Lineage: Eukaryota; Metazoa; Nematoda; Chromadorea; Rhabditida; Aphelenchoididae
Source: the annotation of a GenBank genome assembly